AUGUCUGUGGCUGCAUAUGGGAGUGCCUCUGGGGCUCCUUGGGAGUUUGAAAUCUACUGGUAUGAACGGUUACAGAAAACCUGCUCUAUCGCCCUGGUGGGCAAGUAUACCAAGCUCCGAGACUGCUACGUCUCCGUGUUCAAGGCCCUGGAGCACUCAGCCUUGGCCAUCAAUCGCAAGUUGAAUCUGCUGUACAUAGACUCCAUUGAUCUGGAGCAGACCACCGAAACCGAGGACCCUGUGAAAUUCCACGAGGCCUGGCAGAAGCUUUGCAAAGCUGAUGGUGUCCUUGUGCCAGGAGGCUUCGGAAUCAGAGGAACGUUGGGGAAACUCCAGGCGAUUUCUUGGGCAAGGGCAAAGAAGAUACCUUUUCUGGGAAUUUGCCUGGGCAUGCAGCUAGCCGUCAUAGAGUUUGCAAGAAACUGCCUGGACAUGAAAGAUGCCAACUCCACAGAAUUUGAGCCAGAGACCCGCAUUCCUGUGGUGAUUGAUAUGCCAGAGCACACCCCUGGUGAUUUGGGAGGAUCGAUGAGACUGGGAAUCAGAAGAACUGUGUUCAAAACUGAAAAUUCAAUACUGAGAAAACUCUAUGGUGACGUUCCUUUUAUAGAAGAAAGACACCGUCAUCGCUAUGAGGUGAACCCUAAUAUGAUCAACCAAUUUGAGAAGCAUGACCUGCAUUUUGUAGGUCACGAUGUUGAAGGGGAGAGAAUGGAAAUCAUUGAAUUGACCAGUCACCCUUACUUUGUUGGUGUCCAGUUCCACCCUGAGUUUUCUUCUAGGCCAAUGAAGCCUUCUCCUCCAUACCUGGGACUAUUACUUGCAGCAACUGGGAACCUGAAUACCUACCUGGAACAGGGAUGCAAAUUAUCUCCCAGUGAUAGAUACAGCGAUUCCAGUGAUGACAGCUUUUCAGAGCCCAGGCUAGCGGAGUUGGAAAUCAGCUGAAACUCACACCCUUUUCAGACAACCAGGGACUGCCUGCGAGGCCUCUGAACUAACUGAAGCCAAGAUGAAAGAACUGUCUGAAGAACUUUGCCACACUUUUAAAGACUCAGCCACUCCAUCAAUCUGGACCAGAGUGGUCCUCUCCCUCAUCCUCCAAAGGUGACCUCUGGUUCUCACAGAUUUCUGUAACUGAUUAAACUUUUCCCAACCUGC
Erinaceus europaeus (western European hedgehog) is the source of this 1161-nucleotide messenger RNA. RefSeq names its product CTP synthase 2 (gene CTPS2). The transcript is spliced from 12 exons. Gene Ontology annotation, molecular function: identical protein binding; CTP synthase activity. The record is from RefSeq and is a predicted model, not a curated record. Gene Ontology annotation, cellular component: cytoophidium; cytoplasm. Gene Ontology annotation, biological process: pyrimidine nucleobase biosynthetic process; CTP biosynthetic process. NCBI's taxonomy places the organism in Eukaryota, Metazoa, Chordata, Mammalia, Eulipotyphla, Erinaceidae. The coding region runs from base 1 to 948 and encodes 315 amino acids.